CCACCUACUGCAAACCCGAGCUGACACUCAGAGCAAUGCUAGCAGCGUUUCCAUUCCCACAUCGUGCCGGAGCUGAAUAAAGGUGCCUUUUAAAAAGAAAAAUAAUCUCUUUACAAGCUGACAAGAAGAAAGCAAGAUAGCUGGCUCUUUGUCCCAGCUCCCGUGAUGGAGAGAAAAACAAACAGAAGAGAAAAGGAAUGCGAAGAAAAACACAGCAACUCCGAAGGCUCUGAGCAAGACAAGGACUAUAAAACGUCUCUGAUUACUCUGAACGUUGGUGGCUAUCUAUAUAUCACGCAAAAACAGACACUAACCAAGUAUCCAGAUUCUUUUCUCGAAGGGAUCAUAAAUGGAAAAAUAAUGUGCCCAUUUGAUACAGACGGUCAUUACUUCAUAGACAGAGAUGGACUCCUUUUCAGACACAUUCUCAACUUCCUACGAAAUGGAGAACUUCUUCUACCGGAAGGGUUUCGAGAAAAUCAACUUUUGGCACAAGAAGCAGAUUUUUUCCAGCUUAAGGUACUGUCGGAUGCAGUGAAAUCAAGGUGGGAGAAGGAACAGCUAGCAUGUCGAGAGACUACUUUCCUGGAAAUAACUGACAGCCACGACCGUUCACAAGGACUUCGAAUCUUCUGUAAUGCUCCUGAUUUCAUUGCAAAAAUAAAAUCCAGAAUUGUACUGGUGUCCAAAAGCAGGCUGGAUGGAUUUCCGGAGGAGUUUUCGGUAUCUUCAAAUAUUAUUCAAUUCAAGUACUUCAUAAAGUCUGAAAAUGGUACACGGCUGGUACUGAAGGAGGACAACACCUUUGUCUGCACCCUGGAAACUCUUAAGUUUGAGGCUAUAAUGAUGGCUUUAAAAUGUGGAUUUAGACUGCUGACCAGUCUGGAUUGCUCGAAAGGGUCAAUUGUUCACAGUGAUGCACUUCAUUUUAUCAAGUAAUCACAAAGGCAAAGGAAAAGAGCAUGCAGCCUUAAACCUCCUUGACCUGCAGCCUCCCGGCAUCACAAAUAACGUAUCUCACUAGUCUCGUACCACAGAGCUCGGCUGCUAAUCAAUGGAUGUGAGCUAAUGGUAUGUAAAUUCUCAUCAUGACAUCCAUCUCUGGCUUACUUAAGCUGAAUGAACAUUUUAUGCCUGAAUUUAAUAAAAAUGAUCUGCUCAACGUCGUAAACACAGACUGAAUGCUUUAUGCUAUUUGUAAUAUAUGUUUUCUCGAAGCUGUCUUUCAACCAGAGAGUCUCGCUGAAUUUCUGUGUACUUGUAUGACUAACAUGCAGACAUCUAACUGCUCUGCAGAACAGCAGUCAGAGUAUUUUCAUCUAACAAGCAGGCUUAAAAUAUGUUUUGCUUAUAACAAAUUCAGAAUGGAUUUUAACUGGAAUAAAUGGUUUUCAAUGUUCA
Molecule: messenger RNA, 1401 nt
Organism: Eurypyga helias (sunbittern)
Lineage: Eukaryota; Metazoa; Chordata; Aves; Eurypygiformes; Eurypygidae
Gene: KCTD4
Product: potassium channel tetramerization domain containing 4
Exons: 1
Coding region: 166-939 (257 amino acids)
Biological process (GO): protein homooligomerization
Molecular function (GO): protein binding
Source: RefSeq, a predicted model, not a curated record